Paramecium sonneborni is the source of this 840-nucleotide messenger RNA. Lineage: Eukaryota; Ciliophora; Oligohymenophorea; Peniculida; Parameciidae. The record is from the annotation of a GenBank genome assembly.
AUGGAUCCAUUAACAAGGUACAAAAUGAAAUUAGAAAAAGAUAAAUAACAUUUGCAAGAAUAUGAAAGAAUUUAAAGAGAAAAAGAACAAUAGAAUGAGAUGAAGUUAAAACAAAAAAAUGACAAAUAUCAAAAUAUAAAAAAGUAACAAGAGAGACAAAAAGAAAUAGCUCGACUCAAAGCUGAUUUAAGAAGAAAUCAUGUAAAUAGAACAUUGUUUCAAAGUUAAUAGAUUGAGCAAGAAAAGUUGAUUGUAUAUUAAAUAAUCUAGAUUAUUGGGGUAUAAAUAAAAAAUAGCUAAAACAUUGGAUUCCUUAGAAAAGUAUGAGAAUGGAUACCAAAAAGAAUUUAAAACAUCUUUAUAUAGAAAACUUUCUCAUCAUUCUCAUUAAAUUGAAUUUGUAUAAUAGUAAAAUUAGUAAAUUAUGGAAAAUAAGAUAAAUAAAAUCAAUUAAUCUUUAGAGCUUCGAUUCAAAAAAUCAGAAGAUGUAUUUAUUUAUAAAUUGAGUUAAGGUGUUAUCAAAUUUGUCGAAACAAAAUAGUGAAAGAAAAAAAAGCGAGAAAACAAAAGUUGAAAACUAUUAGUAGUUGGUAUAGAAGCAUUAAGAAAGAUAAUAAUAAUUAAGAGACUAGAAAGCAUAAUUAUUUGAAGAAAAAUUAAAUAAAGUUGAGAAACUUUAAAAAUUAAAAGAAUAAUAAUAAAGAGAAAAGUAAUUACUAAGAUUAGAAGCAGAUAAAUUAAAAGAAAAAAUGAGCAAUGAAUUUGAAUAAGAAUUAGCAGUAAAUAAAAUAAAUAAUUUAGAAAAUGAAAUCUAAGUAAAUAAAACUAUUAAAAAACUGA